This is a messenger RNA of Pyricularia oryzae 70-15, 387 nucleotides long. RefSeq lists its product as uncharacterized. The transcript has a single exon. The record is from RefSeq and is a predicted model, not a curated record. NCBI's taxonomy places the organism in Eukaryota, Fungi, Ascomycota, Sordariomycetes, Magnaporthales, Pyriculariaceae. The coding region runs from base 1 to 387 and encodes 128 amino acids.
AUGCAACCGUCCAAGCUUCUCGGCGUCCUGACGCUUGCCGUCUCCGUCGCAGCCAUUUCCCUCGACUCCGGAGUAUCGAAGGCCCUCGCUGCCAACCACGACGGAUCCAGUGUGGCCAAUGCUGGAGGCAGCCACCGCUUGACUGCUCGAGCCAAAGGCAAAGGCAAAGGCAAAGCCAAAUGCACAGGCAAAGCCAAAGCGAAAGCCAAAGCCAAAGGCAAAGGCAGAGGCAAAGAGAAUUAUUUCAGCUCGGACGACGACAGCGACAGUUCCUCCUCCUCCGAAGAUGAGCCCAGGCUCCACAACUGGGACUGCACUCGUUGCAAAACGAAAAACUCUAGCGAAUGCAGAGAGGGAUACUGCGCGGUCAGGAAUCAAAUCUAUUGA